Molecule: messenger RNA, 2579 nt
Organism: Bursaphelenchus okinawaensis
Lineage: Eukaryota; Metazoa; Nematoda; Chromadorea; Rhabditida; Aphelenchoididae
Source: the annotation of a GenBank genome assembly
AUGAGUGGAGGUUUGUAUGGCAAAACCGUGUUGGUUACAAACGCGGCCGAUGCCAUAGGCCAAGCCAUCAGCCGAAGGCUUGGUUUAGCUGGUGCGAAACUGUUUUUGACCGAUUCCGAUCAGAGCAAACUUGAAAAGACAGUUGGCGAGCUUGGAGAUAAGGGAAUUGUGGCCAAUGGUGCUGUUUUCGAUCCAACAAUACAAGAUCACAGGCAAAAGAUGUUUGAAGAGGUAUGUUUUACAAUUGUAGAGACUUAUCUUACUUUUAGGUAACAAAGAAAUACAAGAAUCUCGACUCAAUCGUCUUAAACCCGGGGAAGAAUUCAGUGACCGGAGACAUAGCCGCAAAUAGUAAAAUGCAGUUUGACCGAGUAAGAUAUUUAGCUUAGGUUUGAAAAAGUCAUUUUUUAUAUUGACAUUACUUUAGGUUUUCACACAAUUCUUAACGGUUCCUUUCCAAUUGGCUUCAGCGGCUUAUCCUUUACUUCAAACUUCCAAGUAAGUUUGUUGGUAAUGUCAUGUUACUGUUUAGAAAUGGCUCCGUAGUGCUAUUAUCGUCGAUAGCAGGAUAUACACCUUUUGUCGACAUUGGUUUGUAUAGUACAGUUCAGACUUCAGUGCUUGGGUUAACAAAGGCAUUGGCUAUUGAUAUGUCCAAAAAGAAUGUUAGGGUAAACUCCGUGGUGUUAGGCAUGUUCAAGGACGACGGUUGCGGAUGUGUGUGGAAUACAGAUGACGAUAAUGUCAGAAGCUCACUGGAAGGUCUAAUACCUCUCGGUCGGAUUGCGCAACCAAAGGAUUGUGCGGGAUUGGUCGAAUUCCUGAUAUCUGAUCGUUCAAAGUAUAUAUCAGGAGAAAACUGCCCCGUUACUGGUGGUAUCAACGUUAGGUUAUGAUUUUAGAGUUAGUUGUUAUGUUUAAUAAAGUUUUGUUUUAUUUCAGCGGAUUGUUGUUGAAGUCGUAAAGGGAGUUCGUCUACCUUAUUUUUAGCUGAAGAGUCUUAUCUUUUAGGUAUAUUUUACGUAGCUAUUAGUAUAUUAAAGGCUCAAUGUGACGUUGUUUAGGUAUGAACGGGUUAAAAAGGCUGAACUUUCCAAAUUUGUUGCCAAUACAACGGACGGAGUAUGUUGAUCGAAGGUUGAGGCUGCUGGAAAGGCUAAAAGAACACCAUCCUCAACCGGUUGUCCAUCUGAACGGGUUUAAGAAGACGUUUUCAGCACCAGAAGUACCACACCAGUUUAGGCAGUGCUCAUAUUUCCGCUACCUAACCGGCUGUCUGGAACCGAACGCGAAGCUGGUGAUCACACCAUCCAAGUCCACCUUGUUCAUUCAUGUCAGAAGUGAGAAGGAGAAGCUGUGGGACGGAGAUUCAGUGAGUCCAGAAGUGUUGUUGGCGUCAUCUGGAGUAGAGGAAGUGUUACCUCUAAGUGAAUUGCCUAGCUACUUGGUCAAUGCCCUCCAGCCACAGAACUCCUUUGCCUGCGACGAAAGGGGAUUAGAUGAAGAUCAAUCUAUUGUACAAUUGAAGGCGGCGUUCAAAGGGAAACCGCUGCAAUUGCUUAGAGAAAUCGACCAAUUAAGAUGGAUCAAGUCGCCCGCUGAAAUCGAACAUCUCGGAACCGCGGCUCGAAUUGGCAGUCAAGCACACAAUGCUUUGAUGGAAACACUGAAAGGUGUAGCUGAAGAGAAUCACAUCGUCGGGUUUCUGGAAUACGAAGUCAGAAGGCGGGGAGCAGACUCUCAGUCGUAUCCACCAGUUGUUGCAGCUGGGAGAAGAGCAAAUACCAUUCAUUACAUUGACUCCAACCAAGUAAUCAUUUUAAAUUUAAACUAGGUAAAAAGUUAUUGAAGAGUUACACUUAAUUUUGAAAUUGUAAUGCUGAAGAGACAAUAGGUUGUUUAAAAUUACCGUAAUUUUCCUAUUUUAGGCUAUCUCACCAACCGAAUGUGUGCUAGUAGAUGCUGGAGCCGACUACAAAGGAUACGUGUCUGAUAUCACGCGAUGCUUUCCUGUAUCAGGAACGUUCACCCCCGCCCAAGCUGAACUUUACGAAGCGAUAACGGAAGUGCACGAACAAUGUCUGUCGUAUGCGCAAAACAUACGGCCACUCAAGCUGAACGACCUGUACUUGCACAUGUUGGGAUCGAUGGCUGCGAUAUUCAAGUCAAUAUUCUUCUUCAGGAAAGGACUGUCGGAUGACAAGAUCAUCAACACAUGUCAUCAGCUAUGUCAACAUCACGUGUCACAUUACUUGGGCAUGGAUGUGCAUGAUACUCCCACAGUAUCACGAGCCAUUGAGAUGCCACCAGGAAUUGUUUUUACGAUCGAACCAGGUAUGUUUCGUCAUUUUUACGAGUUUCACAUCUGUCCGAUGACAAGUUGCAUAAUAUACGUGUUUAUAGGAGUCUACGUAACCGAGGAAUUGACAAAGACAGUCAUAAACCCAGAGUUCAAAGACAUCGGCUUCAGAAUCGAGGAUGACAUUCUUGUCACUGACAACGGCAUCAGAAUACUCAGCAAGACGGCUGUCAGGAAGCGGGACGAAAUCGAGCAGUUAAUGCAAUGGAAGCGGCAAUAA